AGACAAUGCAAGGGGUGAAGGGGACCAUGGAGCUACUCGCUACACCCCCAUUGAGCAACACCCACAUUUACUUGCAAGCAUCAGAGAAGGAUGAAGACGACCCUUAACCUAUCAAUAUGUCAUUUCGCAGGAGCUACUCGCUACCAACACGUCCCCUAAUUGGUCUGCCCAUCCCGUUGUGAGGUGCCCCAUCCAGAGAAACCUUUGUUUUUAUAUAAGAGCAACUCUUAGGUGGAGGGUUGGCAAGGAGUGUCAGAAAUCAGAAUGGAGCCUCAGCAAGUCGAGCUCAGCCACUUGGACGGCCGGGACGCCAGGCCAGGCACCAAUGGUGGAAGAACAGGUGAGGUGUUUCUUGCCUAGUUCUUGACAGAAAUCUGACGAAUUCUUCAUCCAGAGAAGGAAUGCUAUCAGCGUGAAGCCUGCAAAAUAGCACUUUUUAUUCAGCAGAGGAGGAGGUAGACGACUGCCCAAUCGAGGAGGUCCGGCUCACCGUGCCCAUCACCGACAACCCGGCAUUGCCGGCGCUGACCUUCAGGACAUGGUUCCUGGGGCUCAUCUCAUCGUCGUGCUGCCGCUCGGCAAGCUGAUGGCCGCCUGCCUCCCCACGAAGGCCGUCAGAAUCAGGGGCACCAAGUGGUCCUUCUCGCUGAACCCGGGGCCGUUCAACCUCAAGGAGCAUGUCCUGAUCACCAUCUUCGCCAACACCGGCUCCAACUCGGUGUACGCCGUCGGCAUCAUCACCAUCGUGAAGGCGUUCUACCACCGGGAGAUCCAUCCCCUCGCCGCCAUGUUGCUCACUCAGACCACCCAGUUGAUGGGAUAUGGCUGGGCUGGCCUCUUCAGAAAGUUCCUUGUGGACUCCCCCUACAUGUGGUGGCCUGCAAACCUGGUGCAGGUUUCCCUCUUCAGAGCUCUGCACGAGAAGGAGAAGAGGCCGAAGGGAGGGACGACGAGGCUGCAGUUCUUCCUCACCGUGCUGAUCACGAGCUUCGCCUACUACAUUGUGCCCAACUACCUCUUCCCGACCAUCUCCACCAUCUCCCUGGUCUGCCUGGUGUGGAAGAACUCCGUCACCGCGCAGCAGAUCGGCUCCGGCGUGUACGGCCUCGGCGUGGGCUCUUUCGGGCUCGACUGGGCCACCGUCGCCGGGUUCCUGGGCACGCCUCUGUCGACGCCGGCUUUCGCCAUCGUGAACAUCAUGGCCGGCUUCUUCCUCAUCGUCUACGUGAUCGUGCCCGUCGCCUACUGGACCGACGCGUACGGCGCCAAGCGCUUCCCCAUCAUCUCCUCCCACGUGUUCAUGGCCAACGGCAGCCGGUACGACGUGAACAGGGUGCUCGACCCGGCGACCUUCCAGUUCAGCCAGGCCGGCUACGACGGCGCCGGCCAGAUCAACCUGAGCAUCUUCUUCGCCUUCACCUACGGGCUCAGCUUCGCGACGCUCGCGGCCACCCUGUCCCACGUCGCCCUCUACCACGGCGGGUCGAUAUGGGAGCAGACCAAGGCGACGGUGCGCGCGCAGGCCGGCGACGUGCACACCAGGCUGAUGAAGAGGAACUACGCCGCCGUGCCGCAGUGGUGGUUCCAGGUGAUGCUGGUGCUGGUGCUCGGCCUCUCCGUCUUCACCUGCGAGGGCUUCGGCCGGCAGCUGCAGCUCCCCUACUGGGGCGUGCUCCUGGCCGCCGGCCUCGCCUUCUUCUUCACGCUCCCCAUCGGCAUCAUCACCGCGACGACCAACCAACAACCUGGGCUGAACGUGGUGACCGAGCUCAUCAUCGGGUACCUGUACCCGGGGCGGCCGCUCGCCAACGUGGCGUUCAAGACGUACGGCUACAUCAGCAUGUCCCAGGCGAUCAUGUUCCUGCAGGACUUCAAGCUGGGCCACUACAUGAAGAUCCCGCCGCGCUCCAUGUUCAUCGUCCAGCUGGUGGGCACGGUGCUGGCGUCGUCGGUGUACUUCGGCACGUCGUGGUGGCUGCUGGAGAGCGUGCCCAACAUCUGCGACCCGGCGAGGCUGCCGGAGGGGAGCCCCUGGACGUGCCCCGGCGACGACGUCUUCUUCAACGCGUCCAUCAUCUGGGGCGUGGUCGGCCCGCUGCGCAUGUUCGGCCGGCUGGGGCGCUACGCCAGGAUGAACUACUUCUUCCUCGCCGGCGCGCUGGCGCCGGUGCCGUUCUGGGCGCUGUCCCGGGCGUUCCCGGGCAGCGCGUGGGCGCCGUGGAUCCGCCUCGUCAACAUGCCCGUGCUGCUCGGCGCCACGGGGAUGAUGCCGCCGGCGCGCUCCGUCAACUACCUCAUGUGGGGCGCCGUGGGGCUCGCCUUCAACCACGUCGUCUACCACCGCUACAAGGGCUGGUGGGCGCGCCACAACUACGUGCUCUCUGCCGGCCUCGACGCCGGCGUCGCCUUCAUGGGCAUCCUUUCCUACGCCAUGCUGCAGUCCAGGGGCGUCAAUGGCGUCGACUGGUGGGGGCUGCAGGUCGACGACCACUGCGCGCUGGCGAGGUGCCCCACGGCGCCGGGAGUCCGCGCCCCCGGCUGCCCCGUUCACUAGGCGUCAUCAACUAGUAGCGGUUGGUUAGCGGUGUAGCAGUAGCAUUCUACUAUUAAUCUCAGUCAGAAAAGAUUAGUAGAAGGAAAAGGAAACAACGCAUGCAAAAGGCAUGCUCAAAUGUCCAGUUUGCUAGUACAGCAACUACUAUCUGUUCUAUUCGAUAAACAACUAUACAAAAAACCUAAAGCAAAGCUAGUUUGUUAAGACACGUGCCUUUUCUUUCUCA
Molecule: messenger RNA, 2780 nt
Organism: Panicum virgatum (switchgrass)
Lineage: Eukaryota; Viridiplantae; Streptophyta; Magnoliopsida; Poales; Poaceae
Product: oligopeptide transporter 1-like
Exons: 7
Coding region: 539-2554 (671 amino acids)
Biological process (GO): transmembrane transport
Molecular function (GO): oligopeptide transmembrane transporter activity
Source: RefSeq, a predicted model, not a curated record